AUGUCGGGCGUUGGAAAAACCAGUUUGGUAAACACUCUGCUUGGAAAACCAUUUAAUGACAAAGAACCAUCAACCGAUGGGAUAGUAUUGAGAACAGCAUUUCAAGCUACUAACGUUGAUUGUAGUGAGUGGAAAGAGGAAGAGGAUAUUGACGAUUGUAAUCGGAUCAAACAGAUACGUGUUAAUGCAAUAGAAGAUAAAGUUGCUGAGAAAUUAAAAUUUAUAGGAAAGCAAACAGAGGAACACAAUUCGGCACCUAAACCAGCAGUUGAACCUGUAACUGAACCAGCAGUUGAACCUGUAACUGAACCAGCAGCUGAACCGAUACCUGAACCAGCAGUUGAACCGAUAUCGGAACAAGCAGUUGAACCUGUAACUGAAGAAGCAGCUGAACCGAUACUUGAACCAGAAGCUGAACCGAUAUCUGAACCAGCAGUUGAACCGAUACAUGAACCAGCAGGCGAAACGAUACAUGAACCAGCAGCUGAACAGAUACCUGAACCAACAGUUGAACCAGAUGAAAUGCCGGAAGGAACUGCAACAGAAAAAAGUGAAGCUUGUCAAUAUGAAGAUUCUUCAUCUAAGAUCCAGAGUACAAGUAGUGACAACGAUUCAUUUGAGAACCAGAGUACAAGUAGUGACGAUGAUUCAUCAAGUAGUGACAACAGCUCAACAGAAGAGCUUCCAAGUGAAACUCAACACAGAAUUAUUAACCGAAUGUUGAAACCGGAUGAGAAAAAAUCAAGGGAGAAUGGAAAUGAAGAUAUGACUUACAUUUGGGACUUUGCUGGCCAGCAGCUCUACUACAUCACACAUAGAGUAAGCAAUGCUGUAACCAGGAUUUUCAAAUAGUGUGGAACAAUAUAAGGGUGAACCCAUUUUACGCGUAAAUUCAAAUAAUGUGGACCCAUUUUCUUAAAAGUUGUACCAUUUUACAUAAAAAUAUGAAUAAUCUGCACCCAUUUUCUUGAAAAAUUGAAACAUACGUAAAAUAUUAGAAAUCUGGACACAAAAGUUGACCCAUUUUACACAAAAUAUGAGAAAUCUUUACCCAUUUUAAAAAUAUGGACCCAUUCUUUGAGGAUCUAAUAGAAAAAUUGUGUGGGACUGUCCCAACAGCUAUGGCAUUGAGAGCAAGUACUUACUUUGAGUUUACUUCCAUAAAAAUGUCCU
Molecule: messenger RNA, 1173 nt
Organism: Anneissia japonica
Lineage: Eukaryota; Metazoa; Echinodermata; Crinoidea; Comatulida; Comatulidae
Product: protein TsetseEP-like
Exons: 6
Coding region: 1-852 (283 amino acids)
Source: RefSeq, a predicted model, not a curated record